This is a messenger RNA of Mollisia scopiformis, 1545 nucleotides long. RefSeq lists its product as uncharacterized. Bases 1 to 1545 code for a protein of 514 amino acids. NCBI's taxonomy places the organism in Eukaryota, Fungi, Ascomycota, Leotiomycetes, Helotiales, Mollisiaceae. The record is from RefSeq and is a predicted model, not a curated record. The transcript is spliced from 2 exons.
AUGGAUUUCAACGCUUCCAUGACGCAUUUGGUUGACAAUUCUGCGUUCUCCACCUCGGAUCCCGCGAUGUUUUCCCAAGAUCGGGCUACAGAUGAGGCGCCAGAGCUUGAGGCGCAAGUCACAGUUCCCGUUCCCAAUGCUUUUUCUGCUGUCGCCGACCCUGGCAUCGCGUUGCCAGAUAUUCCCUACUACAGACACGAGAAGCGUGAGAAGUAUCAAUUGGUGUCCAAAACCCAGCAGUGUUUUGAUGAUCUCAGUCGCAAAGACCCCGAUUGGUUGCACUACAGUCCAGACAAAUGGAAGAUCGUUCCCCGAGGAUCCUUGGCUUCUGGCAAAUUCAUCAAAGGUGGAAUUGUCUACAGCAAGAUGGUUUGGCCCUCCAAGAGAUCCGCUGAUAACUUCUCCAAAUUUGUGGAUCUCCCAAUCGAGCUGAGACUUUUAAUCUGGAAGCACGCUUUGCCUAAGCCGCGAGUUGUCCAAUUUACCUAUUCCCAGCGAGAAGACGGAUCGAUUGAGUGGAAGCUGCUGCAUGGCGGGGACUUCUUCGGGAAGCUACAUCUUCUGACUUGUCAAGAGUCGGCACUUGUCUUCAAAGAGCAUUACACCAACAUGUUGACCAAGCCUUCACCUGAAUUCGCAAGAGACACGCCCAGCUCUGAUAACGAGCCUGUUGCUACAAUCAACCCUGAUCAUCCCGUACGCUAUAUGGAUCUAAAGGAAGAUACUUUGUUGAUAGAAGGUCUAAAUUACAUGAGGCUUCGUGGCAUGGGAAUAUCUCUGGAUAUAUCAGAGGUUCGUAAUUUGGCUGUUUCCAGUGAUUUCGGACCAACAUUUCAAGUUGACCAUUGGUUCUUUUCACAAGCUGCUUGGAUAAUCACCCCGCAGCUGAAGAAGCUUACUCUAGUCUUCGGUAAACCAUGUUGUCACGAAGAACCCGGUACAGAUCUCCGCCUGGUAAAAAUAGACGAGAACUUCAGAGAAUUGGAGUUCGUCUGCGAUGAAUCAGAUGAGAGAACAGGUGACGACUCACGAAUUACAGCCUUGAUCAGAGACGGUACCGACGCGAUGAUUGCAGCACAAUUUGAAGCAGCCAAAUCAAAGAAUCUCUCUGAACGCAUAGAUCACUUCAAGCAGGUGUUCCCACCGAUCCAACUAAUGGAGCAUCCAAAAGGACCAAUGAGCUUUGACGUUGCUUUACUAGCAACAGAGCCACGAAAAGAGCUUUGGUGCACCGAUCUGCUGUUUUUGGCCCCAAUCGUCCCGCUACCCCUUGACAUACAAUUCUACACGCUCAAGCAAAGUAUGAAAUACCCACACUCACGUCUUACAUUCAAAACAGGUUGUAAGAUCAACGUGCCGGUAAAAUGCGAGCGAGGUGGAGCACUGUACAGUAGGUAUGAUGGCAUCGAAGAGCUGUUCAAACAGGGAAAAAAGAAAGAGGAGAAGGUCACGGAUUCGAAUUACUCAGUGGCAAUGGAACGGGUUGAGGAUAUGUCGAGGUUUGAUUUGAGCGAAAGAUGUUUGAGCAUCAUGGAGGACGCAUGA